CUUACAAAAAAAGAAAAAAAAAGUAGAGCUUCUUCAAUUUCAAUGGAGAAGAGAAAUGGUCUGCGAGUGAUUCUCUUCCCUCUGCCACUGCAAGGCUGCAUAAACCCUAUGCUUCAGCUCGCCAACAUCCUUCACUCGAGAGGUUUCUCCAUCACUGUGAUACACACGCGCUUCAACGCGCCAAGAUCUUCAAGCCACCCUCUCUUCACCUUCUUACAGAUUCCAGAUGGCUUGUCUGAAACCCAGAUCAACGACGAUCCUACUUCUAACGUUAUGUCUCUGCUCGCGCAAAUCAACCGCAACGCCGAGUCCCCGUUUCGUGAUUGCUUACAAAACCUGUUGCUGCAAUCGCAAGAAUCGGAGAGGAUUAGCUGUUUGAUCGAUGAUUGUGGAUGGCUCUUCACACAAUCUGUCGCAGAGAGUUUAAAUCUUCCGAGGAUUGUUCUCUGUACCUUUAAAGCCACUUUCUUGAAUGCUUAUCCAAUUCUUCCCCUUCUCCGAACCCAAGGAUAUCUUCCAGAUUCAGAUUCGAAAGCAGGGGACUCUGUUCUUGAGUUCCCGCCGCUUCAAAAGAGAGAUCUUUCAAGAGUUUUCGGGGAAAACGGAGAGAAACUCGAUCCAUUCGUACAUGCUAUAGUAGAUACGACGAUGAGAUCUUCAGGGAUAAUAUUCAUGUCCUGCGAAGAGCUGGAGAAAGAUUCGUUGGCUCUUGCUAACGAAAUUUUCAAGGUUCCGAUCUUUGCGAUUGGUCCGUUUCACAGCUACUUCUCUGCUUCGUCAAGCAGUUUGUUCACACAAGACGAGACCUGCAUUCCUUGGUUAGAUAAACAAGAAGAUAAAUCCGUCAUCUACGUGAGUCUAGGAAGCGUUGUGAACAUAACGGAAUCAGAGUUUUUGGAGAUUGCUUGUGGUUUAAGCAAUAGCAAACAGCCUUUCUUGUGGGUGGUGCGACCCGGUUUGGUCUUAGGCGCACAGUGGAUCGAACCGCUCUCUGAAGGGCUCGUGAGAAGUCUCGAAGAGAAGGGAAAGAUAGUGAAAUGGGCUCCGCAACAGGAGGUUCUUGCGCAUCGAGCCAUUGGAGGGUUUUUGACACACAAUGGUUGGAACUCGACGCUAGAGAGUAUAUGCGAAGGGGUUCCUAUGAUCUGUUUACCUGGAGGUUGGGAUCAGAUGCUGAAUUCAAGAUUCGUGAGCGAUGUUUGGAGGGUCGGAAUUCACUUGGAGGGUCGGAUCGAGAGAAAGGAGAUCGAGAAAGCUGUGAGGAUAUUAAUGGUGGAAAGUGAAGGAGAAAGGAUUCGUGAGAGAAUGAAAGUUUUGAAAGAAGAGGUUGGGAGAUCGGUUAAGCAUGGAGGCUCGUCUUUUCGAUCUAUAGAAACCCUAGCUAAUCAUAUACUAUCGUUGUAACAUUGGGAAAUAUCCCUCAACGUUUCUCUAAAACGCAAAACAAAUUCGAUUAUAUUUCUUCGAUUUCGUUGAAAGUAAACCUAAAAUACAAAACAUCCUCAACAUUGUUUUGAUUGUGAAA
Molecule: messenger RNA, 1525 nt
Organism: Eutrema salsugineum
Lineage: Eukaryota; Viridiplantae; Streptophyta; Magnoliopsida; Brassicales; Brassicaceae
Product: UDP-glycosyltransferase 76C2
Exons: 2
Coding region: 43-1404 (453 amino acids)
Molecular function (GO): UDP-glycosyltransferase activity
Source: RefSeq, a predicted model, not a curated record